Messenger RNA from Mangifera indica (mango), 1157 nucleotides. RefSeq names its product SPX domain-containing protein 2-like. Bases 138 to 1001 code for a protein of 287 amino acids. The transcript is spliced from 3 exons. The record is from RefSeq and is a predicted model, not a curated record. Gene Ontology annotation, biological process: cellular response to phosphate starvation. Lineage: Eukaryota; Viridiplantae; Streptophyta; Magnoliopsida; Sapindales; Anacardiaceae.
UUACAGAACAAACGGAUAUUCCAAAACCAACCCCCCGAAUAUUCUGCUCUCACCGUUAUAUCUCCCUCUCUCGCCCUUUCCGAUCCUCAUUUUCCCUCACUUUUCCUCUUUCCCUUGUAUUUUCUCUCUACACAAACAUGAAAUUUGGUAAGAGCCUCAGCAACCAGAUCGAGGAGACCUUGCCUGAGUGGCGAGACAAGUUCCUCUCCUAUAAGGAGCUCAAGAAGAGGUUGAAGCUCCUGCAGCCUAAGAAAGCUGGUGAGAGGCCGGAGAAACGGCCCAGAUUCGACGAGUGCACGGCCUCCGGAGAUGAUAAUAAGGCCAGUGCUAGUGGUAUGUCAAGAGAAGAAGUCGAUUUUAUAAGCUUGUUGGAGGACGAGAUGGAGAAAUUCAAUACCUUCUUUGUUGAGCAGGAGGAAGAAUACAUCAUCAGAUUAAAGGAACUACAAGAUGCAGUGGCAAAGGCAAUGAAUUCCAAUGAACAGAUGAUGAAAAUUCGGAAGGAGAUUGUGGACUUCCAUGGAGAGAUGGUUUUAUUGGAGAAUUACAGUGCUCUUAACUAUACAGGAUUGGCAAAAAUACUGAAGAAGUAUGAUAAAAGAACCGGUGCGUUAAUUCGCCUACCUUUCAUUCAGAGGGUAUUGCGGCAGCCCUUCUUCACCACCGACAUGCUUUACAAGCUGGUGAAGCAAUGUGAGACAAUGCUCGACACCCUCUUCCCAAUUGUAAACGAAAAGCCGGUUUCAGAAGCUGCUCCUGACGGGGAAGACGGCUCUGAUCCAACAACUUCGUCAGCAUCAAAAGAUGUUAAUCUUCUCACCAUGCCCAAAGAACUUGCAGAGAUUGAGUACAUGGAGAGCUUGUACAUGAAGAGUACUAUUUCAGCCUUGCGGGCUUUGAAGGAAAUUCGGAGUGGAAGCUCCACUGUUAGCGUUUUUUCAUUGCCCCCACUGGACGAUACAUGGAAGAAAAUCCCUCUUCUUGAACAGGAAGCUAAGUAAUUGGACCCUCGGAGAUAGUCUCUUUCGUCAUUUAUCGUUUACUUUUUUUCACUUUUAUGCAUCAUCCAUGGAUGCUUUAGAUUACACUAACACGGAUGUAAAAUGCUAAAUUUAGGGGGCAACAAAUUAAUAUAAUCAUAAGUUACAUUAUCGUGA